Molecule: messenger RNA, 7241 nt
Organism: Clupea harengus (Atlantic herring)
Lineage: Eukaryota; Metazoa; Chordata; Actinopteri; Clupeiformes; Clupeidae
Gene: dip2bb
Product: DIP2 acetate--CoA ligase B (putative)b
Source: RefSeq, a predicted model, not a curated record
AUGUAGCCUACCCUGUCCGCCAUUUGAUGCAAGUGGAUGCUGUUGAAUUUAGUCUUGAAGUUAACUUGAGUGACAAUAUACCAGACCCGGGGCAGCCAAUGUGUAGACUACCUUCGCCGGCACAGGACCCGACUCGCCGGAGAUUAGACUGCGAAGUUCACAGAUUGACUGCUCGCCUCCAUCCUGGUCACGUGACGAAUAAAUACAGUAGGAUCGGUCACUAUGGCGGAUAUCUGACUGACUCACAAACCCAACAUCACUGUACGGGCUAUUAUUUGGCAUCCCCUCUCUCCUCCGAGGAUCGUUCCUCCCGUCCGUCCGUCCUCUUCUCUCGCUGCCGGGCGGUGUUCGGACGUGAUGGCAGAACAUGGAGUGGAUCUUUCUGCCUUGCCUAAAGAGAUCCGCGAACAGCUGGCGGAACUAGACCUAGAGCUAUCAGAGGGUGACAUCACUCAAAAGGGCUAUGAGAAGAAACGGGCGAAGCUCCUUGCUCCCUUCCUAGUGCAGUCUCCAGGUGUACCUGCUAAGAGUCUUGGCAAGACCACCUGCUCCACUCCCUCCUCCUCCGGCUCAUCCACACGCAAUCGACGAUCUCUGCAUCCACGCCACGGCCACGGCACCAGAGAUGAUCGCUACAGAUCAGACAUACACACGGAGGCAGUGCAGGCUGCUCUGGCGAAGCACGAGGAGGAGAAGCUGGCUCCCCCCAUGCCCACCAAACGUCGCUCUACAUGCGUACAGUCUCCUGCCAAGGCACUGACCCCACCAGACUCGUCCUCCUCGUCAGAAGAAGAUGACGAUGACGAUGACAGCGGCGGUCUCCAGUCUCCGGACUCAGCGGCAGAUGGUGCGGCUCAGGGUUCCUCCUCUACCUCGUCUUCCUCGGCCUCCUCCACCCUCUCCUCUGACCCGGGUGCCCAGACGCAGACGCAGCCGCUGCCACAGCCACUGCCACAGCCACUGCCUCAGACGCAGACGCAGACGCAGCCGCAGCCCCAGCCACUGCCACAGCCGCCGCCACAUCCACAGCCUCUGCCGCAGCCGCAGCUGCAGGCACACACACACUCCCACGUGCCCAGCCCGAGUGCACACACACACACACACACACACGCCCAGCCUGCACCUCCGCCUAUGCCGCCACCACCUCCACACUCCCAGUCCCAUCCUGUGGCUCUCACUGAGACUCUGGGACACGUGCGCAUCGACCUAGGGGCAGUAGGCCAGCGGAUGUCCCGAGUGGACCGGCCCAAUAACACCAUCAGAGCCGUGAGCCACAUCCAGGGUCGGGGCACCAUCAUGGAGACGGCCGAUGGUGUCCCAGUCUCCAGUAGGGUCUCCACUAAGAUCCAGCAGCUGCUGAACACCCUGAAACGGCCCAAGAGGCCCCCACUUAGUGAGUACUUCAUGGACGACCAGGAGGAGAUCGUCGAGGUUCCUCAGCCGGACCCGAGUAUCCCUCGUCCAGAGGGGAGACAGACAAUCCCCGUGAAGGGGGAACCGCUGGGCGUGGUCAGCAAUUGGCCUCCAUCUCUCCAAGCCGCAUUGGCCCGCUGGGGUGCCACUCAAGGCAAGAGCCCUGCCCUCACGGCUCUUGAUAUCAGUGGCAAACCCCUCUACACGCUCACCUAUGGGAAACUAUGGAGUCGCAGUGUGAAGCUGGCAUACACACUUCUCAACAAGCUGGGAGUCAAAAAUGAACAGUUGCUCAAACCCAAAGACCGGGUGGCCCUGGUGUACCCUAACAGUGACCCUGGGAUGUUCUUUGUGGCAUUCUAUGGCUGCCUGCUGGCUGAACUCAUACCAGUUCCCAUAGAAGUACCUCUCUCUCGCAAGGAUGCUGGCAGCAGUCAGGUUGGGUUCCUGCUGGGUAAUUGUGGUGUGAGUCUGGCUCUCACCAGUGAAGUUUGUCUGAAGGGUCUGCCCAAGACUCCAACAGGGGAGAUCCUACAGUUCAAAGGUUGGCCUCCACUGAAAUGGGUGGUGACUGACCCCAAAUAUCUCACCAGACCAUCAAAGGAUUGGCAGCCUCACAUCCCAACGGCCAACACAGACCCAGCCUACAUAGAGUAUAGAGUCAGUAAGGAAGGGACAGUGAUGGGCGUGGCCGUCUCUAAGGUUUCCAUGCUAACGCACUGCCAGGCCCUCACUCAGGCUUGCAACUACUGUGAGGGAGAGAUACUGGUCAGUGUCCUAGACUUUAAGAAGGACAUGGGUCUUUGGCAUGGGGUUCUCGUUAGUGUGAUGAACCGCAUCCACACCAUCAGUGUUCCGUACUCAGUGAUGAAGGCUUGCCCGCUGUCUUGGGUCCAGAGAGUUCAUAUUCAUAAAGCACGUGUUGCUGUGGUGAAGUGCCGUGACCUCCACUGGGCGAUGAUGUCCCACAGGGAGCAGAGGGACGUCAGCCUGUCCUCGCUACGUAUGCUUAUUGUUGCUGAUGGAGCAAACCCGUGGUCGGUUUCAUCAUGCGAUGCGUUUCUGAACCUGUUCCAGUCUCACGGUCUCAAGCCUGAGGUGAUUUGUCCCUGUGCCUCGUCUGCUGAAGCCAUGACCGUAGCCAUACGCAGGCCGGGAGUCCCGGGGUCUCCUCUGCCAGCGCGGGCCGUGCUGCCCCUCAGUGGCCUGAGUCAUGGGGUCAUCAGGGUCAACACUGAGGACAAGAAAACAGCGCUUACUGUACAGGACGUCGGCCACGUCAUGCCUGGAGCUCUGAUGUGUAUCAUAAAGCCAGACGGUCCUCCUAUGCUGUGUAAAACGGAUGAAAUUGGGGAGCUGGUGGUGAACUCACGUGCAGGAGGUACCCUGUACUACGGCUUACCUGGACUCACCAAAAAUACGUUUGAGGUGAUCCCGGUAAAUGCCAGUGGAGCUCCAAUAGGGGAGAUUCCGUUUGUGCGUUCUGGGUUACUGGGCUUCGUGGGGCCGGGCAGUCUGAUAUUUGUGUGCGGGAAGACGGAGGGGCUGAUGAUGGUCAGUGGCCGUCGCCAUAACUCAGAUGACCUCGUGGCAACCGCAUUGGCUGUGGAGCCAAUCAAAACCGUGUAUCGCGGGCGGAUAGCAGUGUUCUCGGUGGGUGUUUUCUACGAUGAGAGGAUAGUGAUUAUUGCAGAACAGAGGCCUGAUGCGUCUGAGGAAGACAGCUUCCAGUGGAUGAGUCGAGUGCUACAGGCCAUAGACAGCAUUCACCAAGUUGGUCUGUACUGUCUGGCACUCGUGCCUGCGAACACCCUACCUAAGACCCCGCUGGGAGGAAUCCACCUCUCUGACACGCGCCAGCUUCUCCAGGAGGGGGCGCUGCACCCCUGCAACAUCCUCAUGUGCCCCCACACCUGUGUCACCAACCUCCCCAAACCACGGCAGAAACAACCAGUGGGUGUCGGACCUGCGUCCAUUGUGUUGGGGAAUCUGGUUGCUGGGAAACGGAUCGCUCAGGCAGCAGGGAGAGAACUGGGGAUGAUGGAAGACCAGAACCUCGUGAGAAAGCUAUGCAUGUGGCCCACUAUGAUGCACCAGUUCCUGUCCGAGGCUCUGCAGUGGAGAGCUCAGACCGAUCCAGACCAUGUGCUCUACGUGCUGCUGAAUGCUAAGGGUACUGCAGUGUGCACGGCGACGUGUGUGCAGCUCCAUAAGCGAGCGGAGAAGGUCGCCGCUGCUCUCAUUGAGAGGAGUGGAAUCAACACUGGAGAGAACAUUGUCCUGCUGUACCCGCCAGGUAUAGACCUGAUUGCUGCUUUCUAUGGCUGCCUGUAUGCUGGCUGCGUUCCUGUGACUGUGAGGCCACCCCACCCUCAGAACCUUACGGCAACGCUGCCCACAGUCCGGCUCAUCGUAGACGUGUGUAAGGCAGCUGGCAUUCUCACCACUCAGUUUUUAGUGAAGAUUCUCAGAUCUAAAGAAGCCGCUGCCACCGUCAACACUAAAACAUGGCCCAUCAUCAUAGACACAGAUGACCUUCCACGCAAGAGACCACCCCACAUCUACAAGCCCCCGUCACCAGAUGUCAUCGCAUAUCUGGACUUCAGUGUGUCCACGACCGGCAUGCUAACUGGAGUCAAGAUGUCCCACACGGCUGUGACGGUUCUAUGUCGCUCUAUAAAGCUCCAGUGUGAGCUCUACUCCUCACGCCAGAUUGCCAUCUGUCUCGACCCCUACUGCGGCAUGGGCUUUGUGCUGUGGUGUCUAGCAAGUGUGUACUCAGGGCACCAAUCGGUGCUGAUUCCCCCUGCAGAGCUGGAGCAGUCUUUGACCCUGUGGAUGAGCGCUCUAUCCCAGAACCGCAUCAGAGACACCUUCUGCUCGUACAGCGUCAUGGAGCUCUGCACCAAGGGCCUCGGGGGACAGACAGAGAGCUUGAAGGCGAGGGGUGUGAACCUGUCGUGUGUGCGCUCGUGUGUGGUGGUGGCCGAGGAGAGACCUCGGCUGGUUCUCACACACUCCUUCUCCAAGCUCUUCAAGGACGUGGGCCUGUCCCCUCGUGCUGUCAGCACCACCUUCGGCUCACGGGUCAACCUGGCCGUCUGCCUGCAGGGUACAACUGGACCAGAUCCAUCGACUGUGUAUGUCGAUAUGAAGUCCCUUAGACACGAUAGGGUGAGGUUGGUGGAAAGGGGAGCCCCCCAGUCUCUUCCUCUAAUUGAGUCGGGCACGAUUCUUCCCGGCGUCAGAGUCAUCAUUGUGAACCCUGAAACACGAGGCCCGCUCGGAGACUCCCACUUAGGCGAGAUCUGGUUGAACAGUCCUCACUCGGCUGCUGGUUACUACACCAUCUAUGGGGAGGAGAACCUCCAGGCGGACCACUUCAACGUGCGCCUCAGCUUUGGAGACCCUCACACUCAGUGGGCUCGCACAGGCUACCUGGGCUUCAUCAAAAGGACAGAGCUGACAGACUCUACAGGAGGCCCACAUGAUGCCCUGUUUGUGGUGGGCUCUCUGGACGAGACACUGGAGCUGAGGGGGUUGAGAUAUCACCCCAUCGACAUCGAGACCAGCGUGUCUCGUGCCCACCGCAGCAUCGCAGAGAGUGCUGUGUUCACCUGGACGAACCUGCUGGUGGUGGUGUCGGAGCUGUGCGGCUCAGAGCAGGACGCCCUGGACCUGGUUCCCGUGGUAACCAGCGUGGUGCUGGAGGAGCACCACCUGAUUGUGGGCGUGGUGGUGGUGGUGGACCCGGGAGUAAUCCCCAUCAACUCGCGCGGCGAGAAGCAGCGCAUGCACCUGCGCGACUCCUUCCUGGCCGACCAACUGGACCCCAUCUACGUGGCCUACAACAUGUAGGGGGCCCACACACACACCAGAGGAGGAGAGGGAACACACACCAGGGGGCUUCAGCAGGACAGAAUCAUCAGGAUGGGGCGGGUGGGGGGGGGGGGGGGGGGGCUGCAGCCCCUGAGGCCAGCGCAGGACAAAACGCCCCACAGAAACAAAAAAAAAAACCUCGUCCUCAGCGGGAAAAGACACUGGACAGAGAGGAGGAACGCAAGAGAAAAGGAGAUGUUCUGGGUGGCUAAUGGCUAACGGCUAAUGGCUAAUUCAGAAGUGUGUGCAGCACAGACUGUCCCAAUGGUAAAUAAUACAGUGAUCCUAGGAAUAAUAGUAACAAAUGUAUUUUAUUUUUCCAGAAUAGGGGAAGAGCUGAAUCUGAACGAAAAGUAGUUGAAUGAGUGCAAGUGAAGUGGAUGUUAAAUAUGUAUUGAUAUUCAUUAUUUCACAAAAAUCAUGGAAGGUUACCGGCACACAGUGGCACAUUCCAACUUUGCCCUUAAGUCUAACUAUGCAUCUCUAGAGUACAGCUGGUCUCCAAACACAAACACAGGCUAAACCGUACCGCCUCCACGGGCCUGUUUCUCUCGCUCAUCAGAUCAGGUUUGGGGUGAAUUUGCCAAAUUACCACAAUGCCAAUUAGCUCUCAUCGUAAGUGUGUAUUCAUGGAUUUUCUCGUUUUGUAAACUACUUGAUGACUGGGUACAUACUUGUUUGCGUGUUUCUUGGGACCUUUACAUUAUUGCGUAUUUUCUGAAAGGAUGCUGUUCUAAAUAAUGUUAAACGAGAACUGGAGUAUAGCUUGACUAUCAACCAAAGGACACGAGAUGUCUUUUAUCUGUCCACUCAUUCCAGCACCUUCUGUAUCUGGACAGCCUUGCAGAUCACACCUCAAUAAUGUGAAGGCCCUGCUCUGUUGUUGCUCUUGGGAAUGAGCAUCACUGUUUACAAAUUUCUCAGUCUGGAUGGCCACUACAGCAGACUGACCGAAGCUGAUUCAGGUACUCAUUCCUGGACACCUUGCCCAGUCCAUAUCCCUGCUCUUGCUUAGGCAGGUACUUGAGUUGGCUAGUGGUGCAGGUAAGGCUUUGCUUAAAGGGCCCUAAGCACCAAUCACAGGGAUGCACCGAUCUUACCUUACAAUACUUGCAUGGGCACAGUAUGGCCUGAAACACUGGAUCGGUCUCAAAUGGUGUUCGAUAAGUUCAAAGCAAUCCAUCCCCAUUUGUACUUUUUAUAGAAUCUACAUGGUGAAUGCUUGUAAUCUGAUUGACCCUAGAUAGCUGUUGACUUUGAAUGGCUCCGGUCUUGAUUUGAUACAGAUACUGUGUGCUCAUGUGAAAUCCUUUUAAAUGUUGUUUUUAUGGUAACAUUUAACGUCCCAGCCACAUAUUAUCUGCACUUUUGUUUGGUCUGUGAGUUUUAAAUAUUCAAUAGUGAUGCAUUGUAUUUAUAUGUAUAUGUUGUAACGAAUGUAAUUGAUCUGUAUAUAUAUCAGAUAUGAAGGCCCCCUUCCCACACACACACACACACACACACACACACACACACACACACACACUCAGCAAUGAAACAUGGCAUCGGUGCAUCCCUGACACUCAAUCACAAUAACAUAAACUAAAACAAUUUUUCCACAUCACAAAUUUCUGGCAUCAAACAAAUCACUAGCCAUGUGGUAUCAUUGGCUCAUAUAACAAUACACCAACUACAACGCACACAACACCUCUUCUUUUGUACACAUUAUGUUUAUCGCUUCUUUUGUCAUUUUUUUCCUUCACCCAAGCUCAUAUAACUGUUUGAACAGUACUAUUAUGCACAAACUAUUGUUUGAAAUAUUAGUUUAAAGCAAUACUUCUUUGUGCAUGGUCAUUGUGAAAUAUAUUUAUAGUUGUUUAGGACCAGACAUGUGUGAGCACCAAGAUGAUAGACAGGACUGAUCGGAAAGUGGAGAAAAAUAAAUGAAUUAAACAGCAAUGUCCAGGGUA